GUCCGCUCUGGCUAGUCCGAUUCGAUUCGAUUCGAUUCGAUCUGUCCUCGUAACAGCUUCUUUGCGCUCGAAGUGCUCAAUGCUGAAGUACACUCGAACUGCACACACUCUGCCUUCUGCCUUGCACAGUUUGUGUAUCAUUCAUCCCACUUCCUCUUCCAUCAAAGCCCGUUGUUGUAAAGGCGUCUAAUAGGGGUACCGGUACAGUCGUGUCAUCCUUUUCCCUUCUCUCUUCUACUUGCUCCUUUAGGCUACUUGUCUUAUCUACCGUACUGAUUGUAUUGAUCAUGUCUUUGUCUCAGACCCAGGAAGAUCUUCUUCGUCAACUCAAGACAAACCGGAAGACAGGUCUCUCGACGGAUGAUGCCGCUGAAAGACGAGAAGAAGACGGGGGCUUCAAUGUGGUAGAUCCGCCAAUCAACUGUCCUGCUUGGGUUUGUUGUUUGCUACCAUGCAUCAAAUCAAUCCCCAGCAUGAAGACCUUUCGAAUGAUCAAGCCAGAAGACGCGGAGGUACUAAGGGACGGUCAUUGGAUACGAUACGAUGCCACGAGCCUAGUUCGAGGGGAUAUUAUAAGGUUGGAAGAGGGCGACAUUGUCCCUGCCGACUGUACUGUCCUAUCGGUUGAUGAUGGCCAAAUGCUCGUGGAUGGGCGGUAUGUCACUGGGGAGGACAAGCCCCGGAGCUGCGAGAAGAAGGCUUUCAAACCUAUACAAUUGUUCCUCGGCUCGCAUGUGGUGCAAGGCUCUGGGGAGGCGGUGGUCACUGCAAUUGGCCCAAAUACAAAACUCGCUACUGUGAUUCGAGAAAAGAGAUUUCCACCCCAAACACACAUGACGGAUGAAGUUUGCUACUUGGAUGAAGACCCUGAUUCAGGUAUUAGUCUUGCGACGAUAUACCUCCAGUCUUGAAUGACUCAGGGUACACGUACUUUGGUCAGCCUCAUUGGCGUCAACUUUGUGGUACCCACUGACACAUUUGGCCCAUAAAAUAUUGUAGCUACAACCUGCUCUAUAUCCUGCUAAGCCUCAGGUAUCUAUG
Seminavis robusta is the source of this 1041-nucleotide messenger RNA. Lineage: Eukaryota; Bacillariophyta; Bacillariophyceae; Naviculales; Naviculaceae. The record is from the annotation of a GenBank genome assembly.